Messenger RNA from Staurois parvus, 306 nucleotides. The record is from the annotation of a GenBank genome assembly. NCBI's taxonomy places the organism in Eukaryota, Metazoa, Chordata, Amphibia, Anura, Ranidae.
AUGGGCAGAGCAGGUGUACAGACCCAGGAACUCAGCACAGGGAUGGUGGGAACUUCUCAUAAUGGGCGCAGCAGGUGUGCAGACCUGGAACCUCAGCACAGGGAUGGUGGGAACCCCUCAUAAUGGGCACAGCAGGUGUACAGACCCAGGAAUUUAGCACAGGGAUGGUGGGAACCCCUCAUAAUGGGCAGAGCAGGUGUACAGACCCAGGAACUCAGCACAGGGAUGGUGGGAACUUCUCAUAAUGGGCGCAGCAGGUGUGCAGACCUGGGACCUCAGCACAGGGAUGGUAGAAACCCCUCAUAA